AUGAAUUCUUCACUUUUCCUGGCCACCCUCUGCUUGGCAAUAACUGUAGCAGUUGGACAAUUUGAUUACAGAUUAGAUGCAGAAUGGCUCCAAUGGAAGACAAGACACCGGAAACUCUAUGGCAUGGAUGAAGAAGGAUGGAGGAGACAGCUGUGGGAGAAGAAUAUAAAAAUGAUUGACCAACACAACCAGGAAUACGGCCAAGGGAAACAUAGCUUCACCAUGGCAAUGAACUCCUUUGGAGACAUGACUCCUGAAGAAUUCAGGCUGAUGAUGAACGGGUUUCAAAGCGAGAAACACACGAUGGAGCAUCUAUACCAGGAACACCUCGCUACCAACACCCCCUCCUCUGUAGACUGGAGGGAGAAGGGCUUUGUGGCUCCUGUGAAGAAUCAGCAUUCGUGUGGCGCUUCCUGGGCUUUUAGUGCAGCUGGGGCCCUAGAAGGACAGAUGCUUUGGAAAACUGGCAAACUGGUGUCACUGAGUGAGCAGAACCUAAUAGACUGCUCUUGGUCUCAGGGGAAUGAAGGUUGCACUGGUGGCCUGAUGGACAACGCCUUCCAGUACGUCAAGGACAACGGAGGCCUGGACUCUGAGGAAUUCUAUCCUUAUGAAAACAGGGUGAACUUCUGCAAAUACAGCCCCAAGUAUUCUGCUGCCAAUAUCACUGGCUUCGUGGACAUCCCGAGGGAUGAGAGCUCCCUUAGAGAGGCAGUAGCAACUGUGGGGCCUGUCUCUGUGGGUAUUGACACAUUACCAGAAACCUUCCUAUUUUAUGAAAGAGGUAUUUAUUUUGAUCCAAACUGCAACAGUGAAGAAUCAAACCAUGGUGUUCUGGUGGUUGGCUAUGGCUUUGAAGGAGAAGAAUUAUAUAACACUAAAUAUUGGCUGAUCAAGAACAGCUGGGGUGAGGAGUGGGGCAUCGAUGGGUACAUGAAGUUGGCUAGAGACCGGAACAACCACUGUGGUGUUGCCUCGUAUGCCAGCUACCCGGUGUGCGAGCCCUCGGAAGGCAGCAUGGAGGGACUCGACAUGAGCACGUCCACACGACUGUGAUCUUCACCCUGCCCCAACGCUGACCUCAUCGGAGAUCCUGG
Messenger RNA from Castor canadensis (American beaver), 1097 nucleotides. The record is from RefSeq and is a predicted model, not a curated record. NCBI's taxonomy places the organism in Eukaryota, Metazoa, Chordata, Mammalia, Rodentia, Castoridae.